Diabrotica virgifera virgifera (western corn rootworm) is the source of this 1122-nucleotide messenger RNA. RefSeq names its product 39S ribosomal protein L15, mitochondrial (gene mRpL15). Bases 74 to 955 code for a protein of 293 amino acids. Gene Ontology annotation, cellular component: mitochondrial large ribosomal subunit. Lineage: Eukaryota; Metazoa; Arthropoda; Insecta; Coleoptera; Chrysomelidae. The transcript has 5 exons. Gene Ontology annotation, molecular function: structural constituent of ribosome. Gene Ontology annotation, biological process: translation. The record is from RefSeq and is a predicted model, not a curated record.
AAGUGUCAAAUAUUCUAAUUCUAACCUCACUUAAAACAGAAAUACAGAAUUAUUAAUUUUUUUUUCUUCAGAUAUGAGUAAUAAUACAACUGAAAGAGCUCUCAAUCUUCUUAGAUUUUUACCUAGAGUAUGCAUUGCGAAUAUUAGAGAUAAUCCUGGAGCUCGCAAGUGUACGAGAAGGGGUAGGGCUCAACACGGUGGAGAUUACCACGGGCAUGGUAACAAAGGAUCGAAGGCGAGGCAAAACUAUACACGACUUGGUUAUGAGACAGGAAAUAAUCCAUUUUAUCUGCGUUUUCCAUGGGAACCAUAUUACAGAGGACACCAUUUAAAACGCCAGUAUCCACCUUUAUCAAUGUUGGAUCUCCAAAAACUAAUAGACACCAACCGUAUAGACAGCUCAAAACCUAUCGACCUAGUAGCAAUCUUAAAUACCGGCUUGUUUAAAAUCUACCCAGAUCAACAUCAUUUUGGAGUACAAUUGACAGAUGAAGGUGCAGAUAUAUUCGAUGCCAAAAUCAACCUCGAAGUCCAGUGGUGUACGGAACAUAUUAUAGCAGCAAUCGAGAGAAAAGGUGGUGUUAUCACUUCCGCUUACUACGAUCCUCACAGUCUGCAGGCUAUGGUUAACAGCAAGAAGUUUUUUGAAAGAGGUAUUCCAAUACCCCGCAGAAUGAUGCCUCCCCCAGACGCUAUAGAACACUACUCAGAUCCUGCACAGAGGGGAUAUUUGGCAGAUCCCGAGAAGAUAUCCCAAGAGCGUCUAGUCCUAGCCCAGAAAUAUGGUUACACGUUACCAAAAAUAGAAAAAGAUCCUGCAUACGAGAUGUUAAUGGAAAGGAAAGAUCCUAGGCAGAUAUUCUAUGGUCUACAUCCCGGAUGGGUGGUCAAUUUGACGGAUAAGACUAUACUUAAACCUGCGGAAGAAGAGCUGAAGGAAUAUUAUGCUUCGUAGGAUAGUGGAUAAUGGUACAGAGGCAGCAUAACGUCUUGGCUGAAUAGAAUUCUAUAUAAAAUAUAUUUUACCAAAACCAUGUUAAAAAUCUAUACUGUAACAUAUAAUUGUUCUGACUUAUUACAGUGUCUAAUAUUCGUAGUUUCUAAAUAAAUUGUUAAACGAAA